Molecule: messenger RNA, 2069 nt
Organism: Neoarius graeffei (lesser salmon catfish)
Lineage: Eukaryota; Metazoa; Chordata; Actinopteri; Siluriformes; Ariidae
Gene: cd59b
Product: CD59 molecule (CD59 blood group)
Exons: 5
Coding region: 1532-1921 (129 amino acids)
Source: RefSeq, a predicted model, not a curated record
UUUUCUCUCGUAGUUUGAUUAUUAUUUAUGCAGAUUACAUACUGUGUGCAAAAAGAUUUACUGCAAAAAUAAUCUGUGGUGUUUAAAAUCUUUUUCCAGAAACAAAUAUUCAAGACGUUUUCUGAUAAACCUUUAUACUUCCAAUAGUGUGUAUUCAGUACGUAUGUUUUUCAUGUUAAUGAUUUGAUUUUUGUUAAUCAUAAAUAUUUUCAUGCCAUAGCAUUCCUUGAUUUUAGUUCUAGUUAAGGUCCAGUUUAAUGGUGUAAUGGUUUUCUGUCUAGUAAUAUAGUAGUGGGGUUUUUUUCUUAUUGUUUUCAUUGUUUCUUUGUUCAUGAAUGUACAGACUGUUACCUCAGAUGUGCCGUGAAAUGGAUAAUUUUGGUACCUAGCUGUAUUAUUCAACCAAAUGUAACAUUGUGGGUUUUUUUUUGUUUGUUUGUUUUUUUUUUUUUUUAAAUUUAAGUGUGGGUUUUUUCUUUGUGGUGGUCUGGUACAGCCAUCACUGCACACGUCUUCCUUGUUUGGAGAAUGAUUGGGAUCUUUGGAUGAGGAUUUACCUUCUCUCUCUUGCGCUCUCUCUCUCUCUCUCCUUUCUUUUCUUUUUAGCACAAAGACACACAUUUGCUUCUCCCGUAAUCACCAGAAUGUUUGUUGAAGCUAUUGUAUUUCUCCUUUUCUUUAAAGAUCAUAAAGUCUAGAAAACAUUGAGAUGAUUUACAUAUUUUAAAGUAUUUGUGAUAUUUUAUAUCGAUACCCUACCCUAUGCUGUUAAUGUUUUGUUUGAAUCAGCAAAAAGGAACAAAGCCUUUCUGAUUUUAGAUAUUCAUAUUCCGAUAUUUUGGUGUGAAUGAUGCAUUUUGGGGUGGGGUUUUUUGUUUGUUUGUUUGUUUGUUUUUUAAUUUUUAUAAAGUCAACCAAGUUGUGUUAUCAGAUAUAAACCUCUACACAACUCUAUACAUCACAGACUUGGGAUUUUGCAUGAAUACAUUGUAACACUGGAAAUACAUAACUAUAAAGUAUAUGUGAACUUAAGGAGUGAAUUGCGCAUAUAUAUAUAUAUAUAUAUAUAUAUAUAUAUACUGUCCACUCAAAAUGCAAGCUUAUUAAUAUAUAAUUCCACAUAUAAUGGUUUAAUAAAGCUGUUUUGUAUUUUAGAUGUGUUCUUUGGCUGUGUUGGACUUGCUUGCCAUGAAAGAGACAGCGAUGAAAUGUUCUUUGUUCAUCUGUUCCCAGCUCUCGAGCUGCAGACGGAUCCCUGGCAUUGAGACAAAAGACAUGUCAUUGUUCUCCAUAUCAGCCAUGUAGAUCAGCGCAGUUCUCAUUUGUGCAAGUGAUGUUUGCGAGUGAAGGAAAACACUGAAAAGCAAUCAAUGACAUCAUUCAUGCGGCGCAGCAGGGGUGAGACUGGGCGAGAGCAGAGGAGAGAUGGCAUGAGAAAUCUCUGUCCUGAAUGGGCUGUGUGUGCAGUGGACUUUUAACUCCUCUCGCCUAAAAACAUCAGCAGACACUGUAAACACUGCAUUAAAGCGAGAUGAAAUACUCAUUUGGACUUUUCGUGGUAAUCUCUUCGUUGGCCAUCGGUGUCUGCAAUAAGCAUUAUGGGAUGCACUACUCCUCAUUAGGCGCGUCUCUGCGCUGCUAUAAGUGCUCGGAUUACUAUGGUGGCUGGUGUGGAAAUAUCCAGGAGUGCACUUAUGAAGACUCGUGCUUGUCUCUGCAUGAGAAAGGAGGGAAAACAAUCCGGCAGUGCAUCAGGUACACGGACUGCGACAACUCCCGGCUGUCUCAGAUGUUUCCAGCGGUGUCUGGAUUUACGUACCGCUGCUGUAACUCUAACUUAUGUAACAGUGGGCACAGGGACACGGCCAUCCUCAGCCUGGUCAUCUCUCUGCUCAGCGUGUGGUGGAGCUGCUGCUGUUAAUCUUCUCACUGUAUCACAGAAUUUUUUUUACUGUUCUUACAUGCAGUAAUGGUAAUAGAAUGUGUAUGGUAAUUUUAACUUCUUCUUUAAAUUAACAACCAUCUUAAUAUGUUUUAAUACCGAUAAACCCAUUUUCAGAAUAGUAAUG